Rattus norvegicus (Norway rat) is the source of this 534-nucleotide messenger RNA. It is a transcript of the gene Wfdc15a, whose product is annotated as WAP four-disulfide core domain 15A. The record is from RefSeq and is a predicted model, not a curated record. Gene Ontology annotation, molecular function: peptidase inhibitor activity. NCBI's taxonomy places the organism in Eukaryota, Metazoa, Chordata, Mammalia, Rodentia, Muridae. Gene Ontology annotation, cellular component: extracellular region.
GUUGUAAUAAGACAACCCAGAGGUGACUGGGAACUAGGUUUCCAUCCGGAGCUGCAGUGUGAACUCCAGCCCAGAGCUGAUCCAGUCGUCCUUGCUCCAUGGUCACAGGACAGUCAAUACUCUGAAGAGAUGAAGCCAAACAGCCUCCUACAGUUCACAACAACCACCCUCCUUUGCCUUAGCAUGGUGCGGCUUAGCGUAACUAGGAAAGGAGUUACACCCAAACAAGGGUACUGCCCGGAGUUUCUUCUUAACUGCCCGUUUGUCCUGUUACCUUUAUGCAACCGUGAUAGUGGGUGCAAGGGCACCAAAAAGUGCUGUUUCUACUACUGUCAGAUGCGGUGUGUGGAACCUUGGACAUCUUUGACUUGAAAUGGAAACCUUUCUUAACCACGGCUGGGAAAAAUACAAUGACAUUGGCUCCAACUUGGAUGGCUGACCUUGAGUUCUUCUGUCUCACAGACCCCUCUUAUUGGUGAAUUAAAUGUGUAUUAGUAUUAAAGCGAAACAAAUAAAUACAUCCCUAUGUAAUAA